AGCGUUAAUAAUGAGCUACUUUCCAUUUAGCAAGUAUUUCAAUUCUUAUCUGGAUAAAGAGCAAUGUGUUUACUUUCAAAAGACUUUAAUUUAUGCAUAUGUAGAAGAAGAAACAACUUCAGUUAUUGCAGAGUAUUAUUCCACUGAAAAGAUUGGAAGUGUGAAUAAGUUAGGAGUUUCGCAAAUUCAACUUCCUGAAAAAUUUCGAUAUCCUCAAUUAGUUUCUUUUAAUGUGACGAGCAAUAUUGAAUUAGCAAUCCUCGCUCCAUACUUACUUUUAUGUGAUUCAACGAAAUCUGAGUUUAAUUUAUGGCAAUUAGGAGACUAUGAGAAAACAUGGAAUAUCAAUUUAAAAGAUAUAGUUCUUGAUGCUUCAUUUUGUGGUGUUGUUAUUAUGGAUGGACCUAUGAUUGCGUUUAUUUAUCAGAAUGCUUCGGUAUCAGAAGAAACUUUUGAAGAAAAAAACACUUAUAUUGUAUUAUGGAGACCAUUGUCGCAGAAAAAUGUGCUAUGCACAUUAACUUUAUUGGCAUAUAAUAUUCAGGGAUUUUGGCUGCCUCAUCAACAAGCUGUUAAUGACGUCGAUGGACCUUAUAUAUUCGUUAACAUAAUAUAUCGACCUAUAUAUGAAUCAUGCGUUACAAUGCGCAAUUUCUUUGAAAAUUAUUCUUCUCCAAUACCUUUUUUUAUUUCUAUGAUACCUGAAUAUUAUACAAGGAAUAUCACCUGUUUGCUAAAAACUAAUAACUUAUGGAACAAUGAGGAAAUUAUAUGGAUAGGAACUGCUCGAGGAAAUAUUAUAUGCAUUAAAAAUGCUGAUGAAAUUGGAAAUGUAAAACCAAUAUGGUGCACUGACGUUGCAUAUAUUCCUUUGAAGAUGGAAGAAGUUCAGCUAGACAAAAGAAUUGAAGAUAUAGAAUCUGUGUUGAUUAUUCGUUUGGAAAACGGUUUGAUUAUUUUGAAUUCCCAAAAUGGCAAAAUAUUGCGAGAACUCCCAAAUGAAAUUACUUUACUUUUUGGUGAUUUCUAUCAAUGUGGAUAUCAACGUAUCAUGCAAGUACCUUACAGAUUAAAUGGCAGAUUAACUACAUUCAAUGAGAUUCUCAUCAAUAAUAUUAAUGAAAAAAACGUCGUUUCAAAUCUAGAAGGCAAUAUUCCUCAUUUGAGCUCUCUUCUCGAUUCUUUAUCAACUAGAAUUUAUGAUGGAACAGCACUGAUACGAAAAAAUGAAGAAAUGAUUAAUCAUAAAUAUAACCUUUUAAACCACAGUGAUUCCCUUCUUCAGACAUUUUCCUGUUUAAUUGGUUCAUAUUAUUCGAAGCGAGUAAAGCUUACUAAAACAGUAUUACGUCAUAAUAAGCAUACUGAAGGAUUUAUAUCGCUUAUACCUGGUGCACGAAUUCUUACAAAGAAUUUGAGCGAAAAGAUUUAUUCUAACCAAACGGAUAAGGAUAAACAAUCUUGUAUCGAGGUUAUCGAAGCCAAGACAAGUAUUGGAAAAUACAAUCAUACCGAAAAUAUUUUAAUAGAAAUUUCGGUGCGAAAUAAGAGUUUCCAAGAUUUAUAUGCUGUUCAUUUAGUUGUAUAUUUUAAGAAUACUUUCGGUCUUUUUUCAUCAAUGAUAAAAUCAAAUUCCUCCUAUAUCAACUUGUUGCAUGUAGGGGAAACUAAGACAAUUUUCUCUAUGACGUGUUUGCCACUUGACCUCGUUUCGGAUUAUUUAGAAUUCAGCGCAUUCAUAUUGUACUGUCAAAUCGAUGAAAUUCAUGCUUCUAAUCUCUAUAAAUUUUAUGACGAAAUGAUUUGGGAAACGCUAUGUAUUAAGAAUAUCAAGAAAGCUAGAAUUAUGAAUCAAGAUAUUGAUCAUUUGCUUCCUUCUAUGGCAUAUUUGAUUUUUACAACUACAAAUUCUAUGGAUCAAGAAUGGAGCGUAUCUUUGCUACCAUUUUUGUUAGAACAAUAUCUUUGUAUUUCAAAGAGGGAUUCUGAAGAUAACUUUUCUAAAGAUUAUAGAUCUUUAGAUGGUUCGAGUUGGAUAAAAAUAUUUCGAUCUUACAAAUGCUUAGUAAACGUAAAUCAAUUUUCACGUGUCACUAAACAAAUAAUGGCGGUAUGUGGGCAGAAUGACAGAUCUUUGAUUAAAAUGCUAUUAAAAUUAUUAAAAGAAUUGCAUGAAGGUCACUCAGUUUCCAUAUCUUUGCCGUUAUUCACUUCAACACAAGCUUUAGAUAGUUUAAAUGAUGUUUUAUAUAUUUUGGAGCAUUUAAUCACAAAAAGAUCAUCGAAUUUUAAAUGCGAGGGAAGAAUAAAUGAACUAUCUGUAAAACUGCGACGUGAACUAUGUAUAAAGAUAACUAUUUUAUUAUGUAAUUUAUAGAUAUUACUGAUGUUAUCGACCUAAUAAAAAGGAUUCACACGAUCGAUCUUUUAAAACAAAAGAUUCAAACCAGAUUUGCGAAGUCAAGUGAAAAUACUCUUUAAAAAUUUUUGAUUUUCAAGUAUAAUAAUAACCUUGAUAAUAUGUAAAAUUAUAGCUUAUAGGCUUAUAUAAAGAAUUAGAUGAUCUUCUACAAUAUUUUCAUUCCUUUCCUAGAUAUAGAUUUUUUUUGAUAUACCAAUUUUCAAGACGUUUUCCUUUUUAAUGGCUGGUAGGUACCACUUGAGUGACUAGAUAUUAACUAUUUUACACCAA
Rhizophagus irregularis DAOM 181602=DAOM 197198 is the source of this 2692-nucleotide messenger RNA. The record is from RefSeq and is a predicted model, not a curated record. NCBI's taxonomy places the organism in Eukaryota, Fungi, Glomeromycota, Glomeromycetes, Glomerales, Glomeraceae.